Funneliformis mosseae is the source of this 363-nucleotide messenger RNA. Lineage: Eukaryota; Fungi; Glomeromycota; Glomeromycetes; Glomerales; Glomeraceae. The record is from the annotation of a GenBank genome assembly.
AUGAAGCUUAUCAAAGGGUUAAAAUUAAUACAACCACGGGCAACAUCAGGAAGUUUAGCAAGUUAUGAUAAUUUUGAAUCUGAUGAACUUGUUCGAUUUAGACAAAUUUAUUGCCUCAAGGUCAAAAAUACGAUUACUGGUGCUGAACCUUUCCUUGGUGUGAUGAUGUAUCCUAAAAAAAUCGAUGUUGGUUUGCCGGAUAACAUAUAUUCACUUUUAGUGAAUUAUUACAAUGCGGUUUACGGUGAAGACUUGGAUUUUUUUUUAAUUUUCAGACAUAUUCAAAUUGGAGCUGAAAUUUUUGGAUUUGCUAUUGCGCCUCAAUUUUUUAAAAAUGGUUCAAUUGAAAUAUAUCCUGGUUAA